Molecule: messenger RNA, 885 nt
Organism: Mus pahari (shrew mouse)
Lineage: Eukaryota; Metazoa; Chordata; Mammalia; Rodentia; Muridae
Gene: Mpc1l
Product: mitochondrial pyruvate carrier 1 like
Exons: 1
Coding region: 180-737 (185 amino acids)
Biological process (GO): pyruvate import into mitochondria
Cellular component (GO): mitochondrial inner membrane
Source: RefSeq, a predicted model, not a curated record
UAUUGCCAUGGAGUUACAGGCUGGAUGAAACAAGUAACCGAAGAGAAGUCAGCUGGAUCAUCACUGCCCUGCCCUGUUUGUAGAGCCCUCAGUUCCUUGCCUUUGCAUAGGUCUGGGUGUAGGAAGAGCAACAGGCUACAUAAAGCCCCUCCUCCCACAGCGAUCAUACAGAAGAGCGCAUGUGCACAAGCCCCACGGGCUACAGCCAUAAGCCACUUCCUUCCUUGCCAAAAGCCUCACGUCAGCUGAGCACGUCAGCAGCACGUAAACUGGUGUCCUUUAUGGCAGAGGCGCAAAAGCACAAAGGGUCUUCUGAGAGGUCCGCAUUCCGUGCUCAGUUGGUGGCUGGCAGCUUGGCCGUUGGCACUUCUCCGACUGAGGCGACCAUGGCGGCGGUAGUAGCGCUAAUGCGGAAAACGCGAGAUUAUGUGAAGACCAAGGAGUUUCGGGAUUACAUAACCAGCACCCACUUCUGGGGUCCUGUGGCCAACUGGGGCCUUCCGCUGGCCGCCUUUAAGGAUAUGAAGGCGCCUCCCGACAUCAUCAGCGGCCGCAUGACAACGGCCCUCAUCUUCUACUCCAUGGCUUUCAUGCGCUUUGCCUACCGUGUCCAGCCUCGAAACUACCUGCUGAUGGCGUGCCAUUUCUCCAACGUGUUGGCGCAGAGCAUCCAGGGGAGCCGUUACCUGAAGCACCACUAUGGUGGCGGAGCCAAUGCCAACCCUCCGGCCAAAUAAGCCUGAUGACUGGGGGGAUGAGAGGGGUAGCCUGAACCAGACUUUGCAGCUUGCAAGCACUGGACUCUAUUCCUCCUCAAGAAAAGCCAAGGAAAACUUUGGUUUGCAAACCCGAUUUAAACCAGUUUGGUUAAUUAAAAAAAAAAGC